Messenger RNA from Megalobrama amblycephala (Wuchang bream), 8252 nucleotides. RefSeq names its product post-GPI attachment to proteins inositol deacylase 1 (gene pgap1). Gene Ontology annotation, molecular function: phosphatidylinositol deacylase activity. Bases 475 to 3297 code for a protein of 940 amino acids. The record is from RefSeq and is a predicted model, not a curated record. Gene Ontology annotation, cellular component: endoplasmic reticulum. Gene Ontology annotation, biological process: GPI anchor metabolic process; endoplasmic reticulum to Golgi vesicle-mediated transport. The transcript is spliced from 26 exons. NCBI's taxonomy places the organism in Eukaryota, Metazoa, Chordata, Actinopteri, Cypriniformes, Xenocyprididae.
AUACAAAAAGACUUAACAAGAUGGAAAGAGCCAUUUUUCCUGGUGGCAAUAGCCACAUAAUUGUGAUUAAAGAAAAUUUCCAUCUUUAUUGUUUUAUCCAUUAUAUUAGGAGAUAUAUGUAAUGGCGAUAUGGAAGUGUACUGCAUAAGAGGAAUUACUGAUAUUUGAUGUGUACUAUUGCUCGAUUUACCCCUUUCUGCGUUUUAAACAGACGAGCAUUUUUCUACGAUGAUCCCGCUGUUCUCUUGACAUCCCGCCCACUUUCAAUUCUGAUUGGUCAAACUCAGAACCUAUUCCCUCUCUCGAUUGGCUAACUUUCCUGUCUGCGUCGUGACGUAGUCCCAGGAGCUGCGUGACAGGUCCGUAGGAGGUUUCCUAUAGGUUUAAACAGGCAGUGUGUGGGUUUACAACGAGGAAAGCGUUGACACGAUUACGAUGAAUUUGUGAAUAUAAUAAAGCUUACUUUGUGGAGACAUGAGAGUCGCUGUAUACGCGUUUUACGGCUUUGCUCUUGGGCUUUUGCUCGUGGGUGUGCGGGAAUUAUUAUUUGGUUUCGAGGAGAAUCGAUGCAGCAUGACAUAUAUGUUCGAGUACCCAGAAUACCGACGCGUACCGCUUCCGAGGCGUGUCGCGCGCCAGUACCCAUCAUACGGGCUGUAUCUGUAUGGAGAGGGCGCAUAUGCUCAGGAGACCAGAGGACUCAAGCUCACCGGCGCACCUGUGCUCUUCCUGCCGGGGAAUGCGGGGAGCUACAAGCAAGCUCGUUCUCUGGGUUCAGUGGCGUUGAGGAAGGCUGAGAACCUGGACAGACCGAUCCAUAUGAAUGUGUUCACUAUUGACUUCAACGAGGAGCUGGUGGCCCUGUAUGGGGGCAGUUUGCGCAGACAAACUCAGUUUCUUCAUGAAAGCAUCAAAGCCAUUUUGCGCCUUUAUAAGGACUGUCCAGACCCUCCCACAGGUGUGGUUCUGGUGGGUCACUCCAUGGGUGGAGUGGUGGCAAGAGCGUUGUUCACCCUGGCACGCUUCAAUCCACGGCUGGUCAGCCUCAUCAUCACACAGGCCUCCCCCCACCAGGCACCUGUCCUGUCUCUUGACCCUUAUAUACUGGAGUUUUACUCGACAGUCAGGCAUCGCUGGGCCACAAAUGCUGAAGACCUUCGAAAUAUUACCGUUCUCUCUGUGGGUGGUGGUUACCUUGACUUCCAGGUGCGUUCUGGCUUGACAGCGCUGUCCUGUCCCAUCGAUGACCUCAAUAAGAUGUCAGUAGUGGUAACUGCAGUUCCCCGAACCUGGGUUUCCACAGAUCAUAUUUCCAUUGUUUGGUGCAAGGAGCUGGUUCUGGCCACAGUCCGAGCAUUCUUCGACCUUAUUGAACCUGAAACCGGGCAGUUUAUAGAGAGUCCUGAGAAGCGAAUCUCAGUGUUGAACUAUCACUUCUUUAGACACCCAGUGCUGCAGCCUGGAGAAGCACAGGAUGCCCCUGUCACUUUCUCAGCUCCCCCUGAGGCGUGGAAGGAGGUCAACACACUCCGUCUGUUCUACACUGCCCCCAAGGAAGCUCAAGUCAAGUACUUCUUGUUUGCUCUCUCCAGUCGAAGGAAGGCCUACAGUCAUUUCCAUUGCCGCAGUAAUAAUAUGGAAAUGACCAGCUGGCUGUAUGGCUGCACACAGAUGAGUGGCUCGAUGUGUGUUCAGGCAGUGGAUCUGUCAUCUGAGACAGAGCUCCUUCCAGCCUAUAAGGCUGUGACAGUGAAAAUCUGUGAACUCUUGUCAGUCUCUCAUCUCAUCAUUGAUGCCUCUAACCCCAGCGGAGCACAGUUUGUAGUGGAGUGUGAGCUGCAGAGAGAGCAGAGCCUGACUGUCUCAGUGCAGGUGCCUCAUACGCUGUCCUUUGGUCUGACCGUCAGUGACAUCAGCAUUAACUCCUCUGGGCUGCUCCAUACACUACUACUACAAGACUUUCAUCAGGUUUAUCAGGCUUUUAGAAUAACGAUCAUGAGUCAUUGCAAAACCACUAAAGACAGACUGCCCAGUGUUUACAGACUGAGGGUACCUUGGUUUCACGAAGACUCCUUUGCUAUGGCAAGUAUUCCAUCGGUAUCUGAGAUCUACGGCAUGCUUCACACCAGCCGCCCAGACAACACCUCCAGUGCCCUCCUGCAGCUCCACACUGCCCCCAACUGCCAAUACAGGGUGUCUAUUCGGACUUCAUUUCCCAAAGUGCUUGGGCAGAUUCUACGUUUCUGUGGUCCAGUUCUGCCCGUCUACUCAGCUGUAGUGCUUCUCCUGAUGAUCAGGGCUCAGCUGAGCUCUGUCAAAAGAUUGGGACAUCCUGUUGGAAUGCAAGAGGCCAUGAGUAAAUCCUUACAGCUCCACAAACUGGAACUGCCUGUGCUCCUGCUGCUGCUGCUGCUCAGGCAGAGCUGGUUUCAGGAUGUCUGGUCCUCUCUUGGUCUUCCUUGGGUGGAUACUCUUCCUCUAAACUCUGUGGAAAGCGUAUCCCAGGAUCCAAAAGUCUCUAUGCAGGAAUGGCCUCGUCUAGUGUCCCCACUGCUCUGUGUGCUCGGUGCAGCCAUUGCAUUCUGGGGUAGCACAGUCCUCAGAGUAUCUGUCUACUUCCUGUCCUUUUUUCUUGCUCCACUGCACAGACCUUCAGUGUCCCGGGACUGUGGCACGCUUCGUCUUCAUACUCGGAUUCUCCUGAUCAUCUCUCUGAGUGUGCUGGGAGGCGUCACCUGUGGAGCGCUGGCUCUUAUGGUCUCCACUCUUCUCCACUUCUACAGAGUGCUUAGAUUGCAGAUGACAGAGAGGUCACUGAGCCACAUGUUGAACCUGGCGCCCCAGAAAGUUUCACAAAACUCAGAAAAUGGUUUUCAUGGCACUGAUUCUCACAGUAAUGGUAAAGAAUGUAACGGCAGCCCUUUACUGUCAGAAUCAGUGCUACAAGACGUCAGAGAUGAUCUGCAGCUCCACUUUAGUGUGUCCACAAUGCUUACUCUUACCAUGAUGUUCAGCACCCCUUCCCUUAUCCACUGGAAGCACAAUCUCAGAUAUUGGGUUCAUUUGGAUCCUGACCCCUGCUGGCCUCACAUUCUACCCCUGCUCAUCAGCUCUGUGCUGCUCAUCAACUGUAACACAAAUACACUCCUCCGCAGCAAACUGAUGCUUAAUCUGAUGGUCCAUCUACUGCUGCCGCUGUGUGUGGGAAUGCUGGCUUUUUGUCCACUGCACAUUUACAGAGUCACUUACUUCAUGUCCGCAGCUCUGACCCUCUUCGUCUGCUCUUGUUACUUUUGACCGCCCUGCAAACUUUAAAAGUGAGUCUGCAUUGAGAUUAGAACAAGACCUGGGUUUUGUAUAAAUCCAUACCAGGUCAGACCAAAACAGCCUUAUAACCCUGUGUGUAUUCAGUGGGAUCACAUCAGUGGACCAGCACAUCCAGAGUUAUGUGAUUUGUCGUAUGUCAUCAUUUGUGGUUUCUUGACAGGGUAUUACAUUUGUUAAUGAUGGUAUGUCUGUAUUCAUGAGCAAUACCUCUUGUCCAUAAGGCUAGUUUCCCAGACGCAUUUUAAGCCUAGGCCUGAACCAGUGUCAGAUUUAGACAUAGGCGACAUGGGCAACAUCUUGCUGCACAGGGGGAAGGGAUGGUUUGCACAGGGUGCCAUGCAAGCUAGAACCGCAACUGGCCUGAAGUUAAUCUAAGACUAUAUUUAAUCAGUGACUGGGAAGCUAGCCUGUACUGGAGUGUGUGUUGGGGGUGGUGGAAGCGUAUCUGUCUGAUUUAGUGUUAAUUCUUAAAGUCAACAUGAAAUCAUAAUUGAUAGGGAUCCACAAUAUAUCAGUACCUUAUUUGUUUUCAGAUAUUAGUUAUUUAUUUUAUUUUUAUCACCAUCUGACGACAUUGGAUAUUUAAUUUUGCUGCUCAUUUCCCUUAUUUUUACAAUCAGAUUACCUUUGCUGUCAUCUAAAUCUCACUUAAAUUUAUCAAUUUAAGUGAGUUUAUUAAAAUAUCAAAUUUAUUAAAUUUAUACACAAUAUAUCAGUACCUUUUGUUUUCAGAUAUUUUUUAUAAUUAUUUAUUUUAUUUUUAUCACCAUCUGACAACAUUGGAUAUUUAAUUUUGCUGCUCAUUUCCCUUAUUUUUACAAUUGGAUUACCUUUGCUGUCAUCUAAAAGUUAAAUUUCAUGUUUAAAAACAAGUAUUUUAAUCUUUAAGAAAUUUUAAAAAUAAAUUAUAAUGUUGUGAUGCCUAAAUUCAUAUGUAGCAUUUACAAUUGGUUUCUUUUUUUUUUUUUGUGUGAUUUUAUUUUCAUUUUAUUUAUACAAAAUGGUAUGACAUUUUAAUAUUAGCCAAGUAACGGUUAUUAGCCAUAACAUAAUCGUUUAUUCGUAUCAGCCAGAAAACGGUUUUAAAAACGGUGCUCUAACAACUUAUACUGUUUACUUCUGUCCUUACUCAUUAGUGCACACUACUCCAAAAAAAAAAAAAAAAAAAUUAAAUCUUGAGAAAUGGAUAUGUAAGAACACCUACAUGUUCUCCAGUCUAAAUAAAUGGUAAUUUUAUUUUGCUUAUUGAUUCAACUUAUUGUACUGUGGAUAGUAACUGAAAAGUUCACAAUACUAGUGAAUGUGUUAUAAAAACGUUAAAAAUUGUUCUGUUCACUUACACUAAUGUUAUCACUAUCAUGUGAGGCUUUUCUUUUUUCAGUUAACUGUGAAGAAGCAUUUGCUUCAAUUCUGAUUCACAGUAUCAACAUUUUAAGUCACUUAAUUUUGUAGUUUAGCAAGAGAAUGCUUUUACAGUUCAUACCAGCCCCUGUUAGUAUAAUAUCCAAUCGAUUUUUACACAUUUUUCAGUAAAUCAAGCUGUUCACGUCAUUCUUGAGUCAAUUUUCAGUGGAUGAAAUCAGUUCCCAUUCCGUUUAUUUUUGACUAUUCCUUUUUCAUUAUCAAAAUGCCACAUAACGGAAGUAAAAAAAAAAAAGAGUUGCGAAUGUUUUUUAUGUUGACUUUAAGGGUGUAAAAGCAGCUUUAGGUGUUUGUUCAGCUUUUCUGCAAUUCACAUGUCUGUGAGACACGGGAGUCUGUGAGAAUGAUCGGAUCUCUGCCUGUUCUAUCUUUGAUCUGUCAUUUCUGCCUUAAACCAUUUAGCUUUGAAUGCACAUGUAAUGCCUGUAGAUGCUGAAACAUCUCUGUGUUAGACAGAUCGGUUCAUAUUAACACCCCUUUUGCAUUAGCUGAAGCUGUAAGGCGAGGAACAUAACCUUCCGUCUUUAGCCGUUACUGUGAGUUUCGCGAGGUGCGAUCACAGAACUGGACUGAUGAGCAAUAUGAUGAUUUUAUAUCAGCAUCAAUGUGCACAAUUCAUGGUGUUAAAAAGACAUCACAGUUACAUUUAUGGUUAUAGCGCAGUCUCAUAACCUGAGACGAAUUAUUAGAAACACUGCCACAGUCACAGUAGCCAUGAGAUUGUUGCAGUCUGCAUAGCUUUUUUUUUUUUUUUUAUGUAAUGUUUGAUAAACGCUGUUGAUGGUCCGUCUGUGUUCCUGCCCAGCAGCGUCUCUCUGCUCUUUCAUCAUUUGAUCUGCUCAUGAUUCAGGAUUGCUUACCUGAGAGCUGAAAUUAUACUUUGUCAUCCUGAAUCAAAUGAGAGAACGGUGCCUUUCGUGUAAUAUGCCCCUGCUUCUCUGAUACCCGUUUGCAAUGUAAUCUUCUCAUUAUUGAGGACGGAUGUUGAGGAUGUUUGUCAGUCCAUCCAAGUAGUGAAAUUUAAAUCAGAUGUCCUUCUCUCACAGGAUGUACUUGACCAAAAAACACUCUUAUGGCACAAAAAUGUGUCUUCUGCACUGUGAAUGUACAUGAAUGUGUGCGUGUGUAGUUAAGAUGUUUUGCAGUAAGCUUUGAUGCGUGUUGUCUUUUUUUAUGGUAUGUUGUAAUCUUGCUCUGCCUCAUGUUAAAUUUAAGCUGUUUUUGUGGUGUAAGUCUGAAAGGAUGCCUUUUUUCUAUCAGUAUGAUUGUGACUGAUUGUUUUCAGCGGUGUUCACUGUGAUUGUGCCACAAUAUUUUGAGGCCAGGAUCUGAUUUUAUGUCUCAAAGCAGACUGCUAAUUUUGGGCCAUGUAAUGAGUACACUCACCAUCUGCAAUGAAGCCAAACAGAUCCAACAGCAACUCUUUAACUCUGCAGUAAUGACAGCAACGUUUGUAUUGAGGCUUCUGAGAAAUUUAAUGAAGAGCUUGUGUAAACUUAUUUUGUUUAAUAGAGUGUUGUGGGGAUAAUAUGCUAUGUGAUAAUAUUAAAGGUGCUGUGUGUAAAUUUUAGCGGCAACUAGCGAUGAGUUUGCGAAUUGCAAUAUAGAGAAGCUACGGUGGCCAACGCAGAACAAAAAUGUUGUCGUCUGAGACAGCCAGUCAAGCAAACGCGCUCUGUAGAGCAGUUUGUCCGUUUAGGGCAGAAACAUACCGGCGCAAAUUGACGACUUAACAUGUUAAAGGGACCCGCUGUGUAUGUAGAUAGAAAUGGCUCAUUCUAAGAUAAUAGAAACAUAACGGUUCAUUAUGUAACAUCUUUAUACACCACUGAAAACAUAGUUAUGUAUAUUAUAUUGCAUUUAUGUCAAUAGAUCCUCCUAAAAUUUACACAUUGCACCUUUAACAGUUGAACGUUAAUUGUAAAGACAGAUGGUUCAAAGUUUGGGUUCAGUAAAAUAUAUUUCAGCAAGGGUGCAUUCAAUUGAUCAAAAGUGACAAAAUUCUGUUUCAAAUGUUGUUCUUUUGAACUUUAUAUUCAUUAAUGAAUCUUAAAAAAAAAUCAUGGUUUCCACAAAAUAUUAACCGGCACAACCUUUUUCAACAUUGGUAUGUUUUUUGAGCACCAAAUCAACAUAUAAAAAAAAAUUCUGAAGGAUCAUGUGACAUUGAAGACUAAAGUAAUGGCUACUGUAAAUGUAAAAUAAGUUGCAUUUUAAAAUGUAUUUAAAUAAUAUUUCACAAUAUUACUAUUUUUACUGUAUUUUUGAUCACAUAAAUGCAGCCUUGGUGAGUGUUUAAAAAACAUUAAAACAUCUCGACACUUAAUGAUAGAUUAAAACUAAUAUUUGAGAUUUGAAUUUAAAAAUGUAAUGAUAAAAUUAAAUUUAACUGACAAUUAAAAAUUAAAUUUUAAUGCUGAAACCAAAAUGUUCAGUAUUACUUACUUUUUUUUUUUUUUUUUUUAUAUCAGUCGAACAAUAAUUGACCUUUAGAAAAAAAAUGUGAUUGGAGGAAACAAAAGCCUGCAAUCCUGCACAUUCCACAGUCAUUCUGUGUGAGAAACACAGAUCCAGUAUUUCUGUUGGCUUUGAGAUGGGUUUCAGAAUGGUUUCAAGUUUAGCUGUGACUGUUUUGACUUUUUUUUUUUUUUUAUAAAAUCCAGCUCACUGCCUCGUGAACCUAAAUGCUGUUGUGCUUUAAUAUAGUUGCAGUGACUCACUCAUUACAGUGACUCGUCUGUUAUAUAUAAUGGAGAGGUUUAAAUCAAUAUUGUAAGGAGUUGGUAUUACUUGUCUCAUUUGAAAGCUGAAUAAUAGGUAUUUGUAACAUUUUAAAAUGAAAGCAUUAAUAAGCAGUUGUAAAUUGCUCAAUAAAACAUAUUACAAAAUGUUUACUAAGAGAUGUAGACGUUGAUACAAGUGUGAUUAUAGUGCUGUUUUGCCUGAUUUGUGGUGCUUUUGUAAUGAACAUAUUUCACUCAUGUGCAGUAACUACUAAACUGUAAGAGUGUAAAUGAACAUUUGUCAAUGCCUCUUUUAUACUGUUCUGUGAUGAAGCACUGUCUAUUAGCACAUAUGUAUGCUAACACAUUAGCACUUCUAUUGGCAGUCGGGCUGAUUUAACAUCAUUGGCUUGCACCUGUUUGGCCAAACAGCAGCGUCACUGUGAUUGGCUGUGAUCAUUGUUUUCUUAAUAUGGUGAUUAGGGCAGUUCAUGCUUAUUUCUGAAAUAUCUUUUAUUGUUAUUUAUUAUACAGACAUGAUAGAAAGUGUCAGAUGUUGUGCACCUGUUUUGUAAUUAAUUUGUUACAGUGCAGGAUAACAAGGUAUUUGCCUAUCUAACUCUUUGUAUAUGGUGAAAUAACAAAAUGAACAUUCUCAGGUUGCGAAUAAUGUGUUGUGGAGUCAGUGGCUUGUAGUGUUUAUAUCUUAACAUGUUAUUUUACCCAAAAAUAUGUGCAAUUUGAGCACUACUGCAGUUCCAAUAAAAUUGUUUACAAAGA